Messenger RNA from Scomber japonicus (chub mackerel), 2099 nucleotides. RefSeq names its product UDP-glucuronosyltransferase 2C1-like. Bases 111 to 1694 code for a protein of 527 amino acids. NCBI's taxonomy places the organism in Eukaryota, Metazoa, Chordata, Actinopteri, Scombriformes, Scombridae. The transcript is spliced from 2 exons. Gene Ontology annotation, molecular function: UDP-glycosyltransferase activity. The record is from RefSeq and is a predicted model, not a curated record.
GGCAAAGUCAGAAAUACCAAUCCCAAUCUCAGUAACGCAGAAGCAGCAUGAAACAGUUGACUACCGCCUUGACUUGAUUUCUCCGUGUGGACAAACACAUUAGCAGCACAAUGAGGCUCAUCUGCUGCUGCGUUGCUUUGCUGCUGCUCAUCUUCAUACCCAGUCCGUGUCUAGGAGGCAACAUCUUGGUCUUUCCUAGUGAGGGCAGCCACUGGAUAAACAUGGAUGUUCUAAUCCAAGCUUUGCACUCAAGAGGACACAAUAUAACCAUUGUGCGUUCCAGUAAAAGCUGGUACAUCAAGGAUAAGUCCUCUUAUUACAAUACCUUCACAGUUCAAGUCGAGAGGACCUUAGAUCAAACAUUUAUUUCAAAACUUGUAUCUAACGCCAUAAAAUCUGAAAGGGAGGCGCUUCCUUUGAUGAGUUUUCUCCACAUGAAUGUAGGAAUGAUUGGCACACUUGUUGACGCUCACAAAUUGGUGGGUGACUAUGUAUCUGCAAUGUUCGAUGAUCACGAGUUGAUGAGAAACAUGAAGGACAGUAAGUUUGAUCUUGUACUCGCUGACCCCUGCUGGGGUGGUGGAGUCAUAUUGGCCAAAUAUUUGAACCUUCCCUUGGUUUAUAAUGUUCGCUGGCAAAUAGCUGGAGAAGGUCAUCUUUCUAUUGCUCCUUCACCUCUGUCAUAUAUUCCUAUCACAAGAUCUGGUUACACUGAUAAGAUGAUGUUUUUGGAGAGAGUUAAAAACAUGGUUUUAUAUCUAAUAACCCAAAUGCGGCAUACUAUAGUGAUUAAGCAGGUAUACCAGAAAAUAUGUGACAAAUAUCUUGGGCCAGAUAAUGACUUUAAUCAGUUAAACAUUAACGCGGAUCUGUGGCUCAUGAGAGUAGAUUUUGUGUUUGAAUAUCCACGUCCCACCAUGCCUAAUGUUAUCUAUAUAGGAGGGUUCCAGUGUAAACCUGCAAAACCUCUGCCUCAACACCUGGAGGAGUUUGUCCAGAGUUCAGGGGAACAUGGAGUCAUCAUAAUGUCUCUGGGGACUUUUGUGAAUGAUCUUCCAGCGGACCUAGCAAACAAAAUAGCUGCAGCUUUUGCCACAUUACCUCAGAAAGUCAUCUGGAGGCAUAAAGGUGACAGACCAGCUGCUCUGGGCAACAACACUAUAGUAGUUGACUGGAUGCCACAGAAUGACCUUUUAGGACAUCCCAAAAUUAAACUAUUUGUGGCUCAUGGAGGAACAAACGGUGUUCAAGAAACAAUUUAUCAUGGAGUGCCAGUUGUAGGCAUACCAUUGGUUUUUGACCAAUAUGACAACCUGCUGCGUCUGAAAGACAGGGGAGCAGCUAAGAUUCUAUCCAUUAGCACAGUGGACAAAGACAACAACUUCUUGAAUGCCAUACUGGAAGUACUGAAUGAGCCCUCCUACAGGAUUAACAUGCAGAGACUCUCCAUGCUGCACAGAGAUCAGCCAGUGAAGCCGAUGGAUAACGCCCUCUUCUGGAUAGAGUUUGUCAUGAGACACAAAGGAGCAGCUCACUUGAAAGCACAGUCCUACAGACUGCCCUGGUAUUCCUACCACUCUGUAGAUGUGUUUUUGUUCUUGGCUGUAGUUAUGCUUCUUGUGCUUUCAACAUUUUUUAUCUUGAUUAGGUGUCUAUACACUACAAUGUGCAAACAAAAAGUGAAACGUGAGUAAUCAUUCAAAGGGUAUAUAUUUUGUUCAAUAUCAAGUUGGGUUUUACUCAUUUUGGACAGUCCACCAGCUGUCAACUCAAUAUUCUUCUUACACGGCUACUAAAACAGUCUUUUGCAGCAGUUGGCCCAAACAUAUUGACAAUUUUUAACAGUUCUCUAGCCACAGGCACAGUUCCAUCUUGUUUUUAACAUGCCAUAGUUCAACCACUCCUUAAGGAGCCUGGUCUUGACCCUGCUAUUCUGAAUGAUUUAAGGCCAAUGUCGAAGGGCGCUUUCACACCAACAGUUGGUGUGCACUAAACAGUCCAUUCAGACCAAAAGCUCUUAGUUUGGUUCGUUUUUGUUGGUGUGAAAGCAUCAAUCGCACUCGGGUGCGCACUAAAUCAAGCGGACCCGAGACCUCCAA